Molecule: messenger RNA, 1473 nt
Organism: Aplysia californica (California sea hare)
Lineage: Eukaryota; Metazoa; Mollusca; Gastropoda; Aplysiida; Aplysiidae
Biological process (GO): positive regulation of transcription by RNA polymerase II; intracellular signal transduction
Cellular component (GO): nucleus
Molecular function (GO): protein binding; transcription cis-regulatory region binding
Source: RefSeq, a predicted model, not a curated record
GGCCGCCGAUAAGAUGAAGUCACGUGACUGUCCAUCCCGUCAUAAGGUGCCCGACGAGACAACACACACUAGGCCUACACAUCCGUGUACCACUUCAUCACGACGUCAAGACGAGCAGAAGGAGAACCGCCAUUACAAGACGCUCAUCUCGCAGACGUCAGACAUGUCCGGGGCAGACGCGAGUAUUAAAGAAGCUCCAGAUUUUGCCGAGGUGAUGAAGGCCAAAAGCAUAAUGUCUGCCAUGAGGCAGGCAGUGAGGAACGGAGCCUUGCCUGUGGUAGAGAAACUGCUGCCUGUCGUACGUCACAGCAUCUUGCCUGUCAGCAAAUACCUUGGCGGGAACUCUUUCGAUAACGUCAUUCUUGCAGACGCUGUGGAGCUCGGACACUGUGAUGUCAUAAAGAUCCUGAUCAAUGGUGGUGGAAGUCCAGACGGAGUAGUGCGAGGGGAAAGUCACGUGAACAGAGCUAUCCGGAGUCAGAAACAGGAAGCACUGAAGAUUUUGCUUGACCUUGGUGCCAACAUCUCUACUUCCGCUGCUCAAGGCGCGGGGAAAUCAGCACUGCAUCGAGCUGCAGCACACGGUACGGGGGCCAUAGUGUGCUGCCUACUUGACUUCGGAGCCGACAUCGAGGAAAGAGAUCGCGUCCAUGGCAACACACCCCUCCACGACGCAUGCGCGUACUGCAACGGAGACGCCGCUUUGGCGCUUUUCAAGCGAGGGGCGGAGUUUAACGCUGUCAAUCAGAUGGGUAAAACGCCGCUUGCUAAACUACUCGAAACUGUUACGAGGGCGGAUGAUUUUACAAACAGAUCUCGACUUGACUUGGCCGAGGAGCUAGUCCGACUCGGAUUUGCUAUCCCCGUGAACACAACGACUAAAACUUUGACUGUAGGUACAGCGAAUACAACAGCUAGACGUGGUGGUCAUGUCAAGGGCCGGACUCUGAGGUCGAGACAGACUGCUGUACUGGGUGAGAAGAUCGAGUGUCACGGACUCCUAGAGAAAUCUAUUUAUAACAAUAAUGGUGACUCGAACACAAAAAGCCCACGCGAUACUGAUACUACAAAGAAUGACACCCCAAACAACUGUGGCUCGAAAAGAAAACAGUCCUGGAGGAAAGGGGCGGCGUCAUAUACAACUUCCGUUUCUGGUUCUACGCAGUUAACAGAAUUCAGUCAACAAGGGGAAAUCAUCCCCAGUGGAUGUUCUGUCUCAGGUGAACCAAUCGCUUUCCCUACCAAAGAGAACAAACUCUACCAGCUCUAUUUGAGCAUUUUACGACAAGCAUCCUGCUCUUUGACAUUGCAAGAAAACUGUAGACUGACCAUUGUCCGGUCUAUAGAGGGACCUCUAAGACCAGCAAUAAAGGAGCUGGGGUUGCCCAAGAUUCUACAGCGAUACGUACUGCUUGGGAAUCAAGAUGAUUGUUUAUAAAUGGAAAUAAUUAAAUUUUUCUCUCCAAUUCUGAC